Tarenaya hassleriana is the source of this 2189-nucleotide messenger RNA. Its product is annotated as pentatricopeptide repeat-containing protein At5g40400. The record is from RefSeq and is a predicted model, not a curated record. Bases 44 to 2038 code for a protein of 664 amino acids. Lineage: Eukaryota; Viridiplantae; Streptophyta; Magnoliopsida; Brassicales; Cleomaceae. The transcript has a single exon. Gene Ontology annotation, molecular function: protein binding.
ACAUUCUUGAUUCUUCUAACAUUUGAAAUGGGCUUUUUUUUUAAUGUGGAUCUCAUAUUGUCGUAUAUGGGCCUUUUUGUAUAAAGCCCAUUUAUUCUCUCUGCUGUUUGCAAACGUUCUUAGUUCUUACGUUGCGCUCUGCAAAGCGCUCUCUCUCGGGUCCCCGAGUGUUCCGUUGAUGAAGCGGGUUUCAAAUUCGCUCGCGCAUUCCUCCAUUGCUGCUAGCAAUCUUCGCAUACGAGUUUCGGGCGGAGAUUUCAAGAGAGAUCGGUGUUCUACACCUUUGCAGAUAAUAUCGGAAUCUUCAGCAAAGCCUGUCCUCAAUCCACUGUAUAAUCUCCUUCCCGCAACCCAAAACCCCAACAAAAUCGUCGAUCUCAUCUGCUUGGCUCUUACGCAACGAAAUUCCGGUUUAUCCGACCUUCGUGACGAGAUAAAGUCGCUGAUUCCCCACUUGGGUGACCGUGAAAUCUCUAGGGUUUUGCUGAGAUUCCAAUCCGAUGCUUCUCGGGCGCUCUCGUUCUUCAAUUGGGUCAAAUCCGAUUUGGGUAAGAGACCUAAUGCGCGUAAUUACUGUCUCUUGCUCCAUAUUCUUGCUUGGUCCAAGAGAUUCCCGUCGGCUAUGCGACUUUUGUGUGAAUUAAUCGAGUCUUUCGCAGAGAUUCCACGUAAGGAUGAUGUAUUUAGGGUUUUGGUCUCUGCAACCGAUGAUUGCAAUUGGGAUCCCAUUAUUUUCGAUAUGCUCGUCAAGGGUCACCUGAAAAUGGGUUUGGUACAAGACGGGUUUUUGGCAUUUAGAAAGGUUAUCGAUGCUGGUUUUCUUGUUAGUGCCGUCACUUGUAAUCAUCUCUUGAACGGGUUGCUAAAGCUGAAUUGUACGGACAAGUGCUGGGAAGUGUAUCAAGUAAUGGGGAGAUCAGGGAUUCAUCCCAACACUCAUACCUUUAAUAUAUUGACCAACGUUUUCUGCAAUGAUUCGGAUAUCCAAAAAGUUAAUGACUUCCUGGAGAAGAUGGAAGAGGAAGGGUUUGAACCUGAUCUGGUGACUUAUAACACAUUAGUGAGUAGUUAUUGUAGGAGAGGAAGGUUAGAAGAUGCAUUUUAUCUGUACAGGAUCAUGUACCGAAGGGGUGUUGUACCGGAUUUGGUCACUUAUACAUCAAUUAUAAAAGGUCUUUGUAGAGAAAAGAGGAUGAAAGAAGCUCAUGAGAUGUUCCAUAGGAUGGUACACAGAGGAAUAGCCCACGAUGUCAUCUCCUACAAUACUCUUAUCUAUGCGUAUUGUAAGGAAGGAAUGAUGGAAGAGUCCAAGUCAUUGUUAAACGAAAUGAUUGGGAACGGCAUUGUUCCAGACAGGUUUACUUGUAAAGUUGUAGUUGAGGGAUACGUAAGAGAAGGACGGUUAGUCGCAGCUGUGAAUUUGAUGGUUGAGCUUAGGAGAUUCGGGAUAUCUAUCCCCUCUGAGGUUUAUGACUAUCUGAUAGUUUCUUUGUGUCGGGAUGGUAGACCCUUUGCGGCAAAGAAUCUUCUAGAAAGAAUCGACGAGGAGGGCUAUGAAGGUAAACCAGAGGUGUAUAAUAAACUGAUGGAUUCUCUAUGUCAGUACAAUGCCAUUACUGAGGCCUUGCUUCUCAAAGGGAAAAUCACAGAUUGGAAUAUGGUACUUGAUUUCACUACAUACCGAGCUCUUAUAUGUUGUUUGUGUAGGGCCGGUAGAAAUCCUGAAGCCGAGUCCCUGAUGAUGGAAAUGCUUGACUCGAAAUUGAAACCCGAUGCUUAUAUAUGCGGGGCUCUGAUUGAUGGAUACUGCAAGGAACUAAAUUUCGAUAAAGCAGAGAGUCUGUUGGGUUAUUUUGCUAGAGAGUUUGGGAUAUUUGACACUGGAAGUUAUAAUUCGGUGGUGAAAGCGAUCUCUGAAGGGGGCGACGCUGCAGAUAAGCUGAUAUGUCUUCAGGAAAGAAUGCAGAGACUUGGGUUUGUUCCAAACAGCUUAACAUGUAAGUACAUGAUCCAAGGUUUGAGCAGAUUAACAGCGUGAUGUCUGAUUAGCAAUUAGAGACUUCAUGUUGAAAUGAAGUCUUUAGAUCCUUGCUUUUGGCGAUCACACUCGCAGCAUCCAUUGUAUUCGUAAACAUAAAAAUUAAUGAGUGAUAUGGGGGACAAAUCCAAAAAAAUCAUUAACUAUUUUA